UCGGAAUGCUCGUUGUCGCGAAUAGUCGGUCAUUCUCAGUGCAACGCUCGUUCGUUCAAACGUGCCACGUGAUGAAACUCCAUAUAGUUGACACAUUGGCAAUUUAAUUACUACUGAUAGUUAAUUGAAGUAUUCUCCAAUUAAGUGUGCCGAUCGACGGUCAAGAUCAGAUUGCAUCCCGAUCAACAAUAAUCAAAUUAAUUUUUCUACAAAACUAGCUGUUGAAAGACUGAUGAUCACUUGAUACCAUCAUCUUUUCAUCGAGUUGCUCGAUUUUAUAAAAAAUUUUGCAUCACUUCAAGAAAGAAGAAUGAAGAUAAAAACAUAAAAUUUAUGAAAUAGAUGUAACAAAGAAGAAAAAUUAAUUGCGUAAAUUACAAAAGACCGAGUAUAGCACGUAUGGAAAACCAAAGGAGAUAAUGGAAUAAAAAUACAAUAGAAUUGAAAAUGGAAACUAAAACUGUUUAAUCAUAUAAGAGACGAAGAAAAGAAACAAUAGUUUCCGAUAAACGGACAGUUCGUCCCAACCUUCCUUUAUUUCAUGACAAUAGUGCGAAACAUUCACUUUGGUGUUUACUGUGAAACUGAGUUGAAGCUGAACGAUCAAUGAAAUAUUUUUUCCUGGGAAUCCUUUGCGGGAGAAAGCGUGAAAAACGGAAAGGUUCGAAGAUCAAGAAAACGAAACGAGCUAUCACAGACGAUGGACGCUGCGUCUGUUGUCUAGCACCAUUUCUAACAGACCAGUGUACCGGCGUACGCUGCAAUAUUUGCAGCGCUACAUCUUGCAGGAAGAGUUGUUCACGUUGGAACACAAUGGAUAAUACUUGGCAUUGUAUAUUCUGCCACCAAGAAAGAUUAUGGGUGAAGAGAAAUGAGAAAUGGUUCGAGAAUUUUGGUGAUGCGAUGAACGAAGCAGAGGAACUGCAUAGUUUCUUUGGCACGGCCAAAUCACGAGUUCACGUUGCAGGACAUAUAGCUGCAAUCUCAAAUAUAGAGCAACAUCAGGAGACUCAGAAGGAAAAACGUAUAAUAUACGCGAUUCAAAACUUUGUCGAAAAAAUAGUUGAAAGCCUAGUUGAUGGUGUGGAUGAUACACCGAUAGAUCAGCUAUACAGAAAUUCUGCUUACGACAGAUUCUUGGAUGAAUAUCGGCCGCCAUUAAUCAUUGCAUUGACUGGGUUGACUACGUGUCUGGAAGCAUCUCUUAUAAAUAAAACAUCUACGGAUCCAGCUUUAGCUCAUGCAGCUCUCAGAGAAAUUGUCGAGCGAGCUAUGGAGGAAGCUCGGAAGUUACCGGAGUUGGAUGCAUCCGUGGAUGCCACACAUCUUCGAGAAGGACGCGCCAUCGCCGAUCAUAGUUACGAGGACCUCCUUGCUACCGCAAUACUUAAUAAGGUCAUAGAUAAAUUCCAAAAGGAGCGUGUGGAUAGCAAUAGUAAUGUUUUGCAUGAUUCGUUGGCAAAAUAUACCAUAAUAGAAAGUAAACAUAAUGAUAAGGAAGAUAUGGCAAAUUAUAUAUCCCACCACAUUGAAUGUAACGAUGAUUGUAAUAAAAUUAUAAAAAAUGCAGACCAUCGUAAAUCGACAUCUUUUAUGAUGGAAGAACGGAUAGAAGAGGUAACUACAAUUUCAUCAGAUGAUGAUCUUUCAGACAAUAACGAUUUGGAAUUUCAAUGCACCCGCCGUGUUCCGUUUCCAGAAUAUGGGAUGGAUAUUAUUGACGUGAUAUCUGAGAAAGAUCUGCGAAAACUGCCUUCGUCAUCGUCAUCAUCAUCAUUGGAUUCUUCGGAUUUAAAUUGUAAUAAAUAUUCGUCAAUCAAGAAGAGAUGUUACGUCACUGAUCACACGACGGAUCUAGUCUCACCUAUUGAAUCUUGGAAGGAUAAUUGGCUAUUCCAAAAGAGAAGAACUUCUUGGCCACAAUCUGAUGCGGUUGUCAUGCUGGUACCAAGCUCUAAUACAUAUUACAAAGCUUUGAUUGGGGACAGAAAUGCUGAAGAUACAUCUGAUCUAUCAGAGUGCUCUUCUACAAAAUCUGACGAGGAGAUUGAACAGGAACUAAUGGAAGCGAUUAAUAACGUGGUUCCUAGUAUGCUUAAGUAUAAUUCGGAGGAAAAUAAAAAAAUACCAAGCAUCGCGAUGCAAUUUGGAAAGGAUGAAAUUGACGUCUGUGUUGAAACGGAUUUAAAAAUUGAAAACAAUGUGGCUGUUUCCAAGAGCUUCGAGGAAACAGAUGAUAAAAAACACUUAGAAGUUUUCGGAGAGGAAACAAUUAAAGACGAUGAUAAUGAAGAAAAAACUGAAAGUUCUUUAGCGUACAUAACAUUGAGAAAAGGGGUAAAUAAAGCUAAACGAGAGAUUAAGGACACAGUUGAAUGCGAUCAACGAAUAAUCACUACUGCGAUGGAAAAUUCUGUACAAAAAGACUUGAAAAUACGAUUUAAAAAGAUUAAAAAAAGUAAUAGAAAAGAAAAGAAUGCACUAUCUGAUGAAGACGAAGAACAACGUGAUAGUGAGUAUACCGAACAUUAUGAUACGGCAAUCCAAAGGCAUGUAGAUAGUCUGACGAAAAUCGAAGAUUGUACUGAAGAGAACAAAGCAUUUAAUGAAAUGAAAAAUAUAAUGAACGAACAGCUCAGAAAACCGAACAAUUUCCAAGAAAUGAUAAAAUUGCCUAAAGAACCAAAACGUGCAUACUCAAAAGAUAAAGCUCAAUUAUCUUACGUAAUGAUUAAUAACAAGCACAUUGAUGUAAUAGCUGAAGAUGAUCGAUUAAGUGCUCCUCCACGUCCAGGCACAAUAGCAGAACGUGAACAUAAAAAAUGGGAAAAUGCGGCACCAAUUGAAAACAAUCCAUACAGUGAAGAGAGUAUACGAAAGCGAUGCUUGGAGAGGCAAUAUUCAAAAAAUUUAGAUAUUCCAGGAGCUCAUUACGAGUUGACAAAACUGAAUGAAGUGAAUUCGAAAACACUUUUGAAAGCUGAUCAACCGGAUAUCAAACGGUUUGGUAGAGAUUAUUAUAUCAAUCAAUCAAAAGCGCCCAGUGAGGAACGACACGAACGGUGCAGAUCAGCAAUGUCUUCACUGUCGAGCAGACCAAGCAGUUCGUUAUCCCAACGAUCUAAUUGCAUCGAUGAUGAGCAAUGUGAACAACAGAUGACCUGAAGGAUAUAAUGUAAAUCAGUGACCGAGGAACUCACAUGGCAUUAUAGUCCAGGAAAAUAGCAGGCGAAAAAAUUUGUAAUAAAAAUAAUUUAAAAAAUAUGUUGUAAUUACUUAAAUAUAUAAUAAAAACACGUACAAAGGUUAGAAGUAAUUUGCCGCUAAUAAAAAAUAUCAAAAAA
Messenger RNA from Ooceraea biroi (clonal raider ant), 3344 nucleotides. RefSeq lists its product as uncharacterized. The record is from RefSeq and is a predicted model, not a curated record. NCBI's taxonomy places the organism in Eukaryota, Metazoa, Arthropoda, Insecta, Hymenoptera, Formicidae.